UUUUAAUUUAAUAUAAAUAAAUAUAUACUUGAGUUUAAUAAAUAUAGGUAGUGCAAAUCGCCCAGCAACGAAUGUGGCAAUGGCGCGGUCAACAACUAAUUCUUCAAAUAUCCUAGAGAGGUUUAGUGGGACCACCACAUCUACAACGACCACACCCACCAACAAUGUCAUCGUGGUUGCGAAAUCUAACAAUGGCAACAAACGACCACCAAUCAUCGUUUAUCCCACUGUGACGCCCGAGUCGAUAGUGGUACCGAUUGUAUCGUGUAUAUUUGGCUUUCCAUUAUUGGCGUUAACAGUUAUAUGUUGCUUGCGGCGGAGAGCGAAAUUGGCAAGGGAACGUGCCCGUCGUCGUAAUUGCGAAUUAGACAGGGGUGAGUUGUCCGUCGUGAGACUGUCCCCAGUAAAAGCCAGGCCUCGUGCCGUCAGUCUCAUCAGAUCGCCCCGACCACCGCCUACGUUAGAACUGGACACUGUCCUGGAGGAGCGAUCGGAUCCGGAACAAACAACACUCUCACAAAUAGAGAUAACACCAGACCGAGAAGUGGGUUCAAUUUUAUUCAGCACGAUUGGAGCUGUAGGUAGCGCCGCUGUGUCCGCAGCUACCUGUGCGCGAGACAGCUAGCGGCGGGGCUCAGCGCAGCUCGGCGCGCGCUCGCCGCUCUGGGCUGCGCUGACAAGCCAACCCAUCGACGAUGACGUAGAAGACGUCCCCGAUACAGACAGCUAGCAGAUACAAGAUGAUCACUCCAUCGCCGACAUCGGCGAACGAAUGAAACUGUUUCUGGACAUUCCACUUAGAUUUUAGUAGACGUGCAUCCAAAAAACUCAAUUGUGAAUAACGCUAUUGCGAGAGUGAACGGAGUCUUUUUGUAUAAUAAAGUGAAAUUGACUAAUAAAUAGUAUUAAAGUGGUGGACAAAUUAUAAUAAUAAGUAUAUGUAAUAAAAUGUAACCAACAUCGAGUAUUAAAAAAAACUAUACGACCA
Messenger RNA from Vanessa atalanta (red admiral), 988 nucleotides. RefSeq lists its product as uncharacterized. The transcript is spliced from 5 exons. The record is from RefSeq and is a predicted model, not a curated record. Bases 80 to 625 code for a protein of 181 amino acids. NCBI's taxonomy places the organism in Eukaryota, Metazoa, Arthropoda, Insecta, Lepidoptera, Nymphalidae.